This is a messenger RNA of Otolemur garnettii (small-eared galago), 1600 nucleotides long. RefSeq names its product Ras like without CAAX 1 (gene RIT1). Gene Ontology annotation, molecular function: calmodulin binding; GTP binding; GDP binding. The record is from RefSeq and is a predicted model, not a curated record. Gene Ontology annotation, cellular component: plasma membrane. Gene Ontology annotation, biological process: Ras protein signal transduction. The transcript has 5 exons. Bases 213 to 863 code for a protein of 216 amino acids. Lineage: Eukaryota; Metazoa; Chordata; Mammalia; Primates; Galagidae.
UGGGUCCCCAAACUGAUAGCAUCCCCGACUGAAAAGAAUCCUACGUUUCUUUGUAUCUUUUCAUCUUUUUUUCUGGAAAGUGCCCUAAGUCGGAAACUCCGCGCUGCGCCUCAGGACCGAAUUCCGGAGGACCAAGCACGGGGUUGGGGCGGGGCGGGGCCCUGCGGCGUCUCUGUCCGGCGGCUAUCCCCGCGGCGGGCCCCGACGGCACGAUGGACGCUGGCGCCCGCCCGGCCGGCGGCAGCCCCGCAGCGCUCUCCCGGGAGUACAAGCUGGUGAUGCUGGGCGCCGGCGGCGUGGGCAAGAGCGCCAUGACCAUGCAGUUCAUCAGCCACCGCUUCCCGGAAGACCACGACCCCACCAUCGAAGAUGCUUAUAAGAUCCGUAUCCGUAUCGAUGAUGAACCUGCCAAUCUGGACAUUUUGGAUACAGCUGGACAGGCAGAGUUUACAGCAAUGCGGGACCAGUAUAUGAGGGCAGGAGAAGGGUUUAUCAUCUGUUAUUCUAUCACGGAUCGUCGAAGUUUCCAUGAAGUUCGUGAGUUUAAACAGCUUAUUUAUCGAGUUCGACGUACUGAUGAUACACCUGUAGUUCUUGUGGGAAACAAGUCUGACCUAAAAGAGUUAAGACAGGUCACCAAGGAAGAAGGACUGGCUUUGGCCCGAGAAUUCAACUGUCCUUUUUUUGAGACAUCUGCUGCAUACCGCUACUACAUUGAUGAUGUUUUCCAUGCACUUGUUCGGGAGAUACGUAGGAAAGAAAAGGAGGCAGUAUUGGCCAUAGAGAAAAAAUCUAAGCCCAAGAGCAGUGUGUGGAAGAGACUAAAAUCACCAUUCCGGAAGAAGAAAGAUUCAGUAACUUGAAGGGAAGAUGUGAAGUGUUUAUCUGCGAACCGCAGCGCUUAAUCAGAGCAGUCCAGUAACCUGCAGUAGUGAGCAUGUACUUGCUCUUUCUCCUGUUAUGACCAUUAUUGCAAAAGUAACUGAUAAGAGGGACAAGCCUACUAGGAGUUUUUAAUGAUGUGGUAUUUAAAGUAUUGUUUCAGUUAAUUCUGAUUUAUUAACCUGGUAGAGCACUGUCAUCUUUUAAAUUGUCACAUUAGAAUUUGAUCUACCAAUGUUUUGGGUUCAGUUGCUAAUAUUAAUUAAUGUACAUUGUUUAUACCCAGGAGAAUAUGUAUACUGUGUGUGUUUGACUACGUUCAUAGCAGAAUUUCUUGCACUCCAUGUUAUCUUUCAACUUCACUUUCUUGGGACUAUCCCAGAGAAGGGCCUCCAUCUCUUAUUUACACCAUGACUCCUGGAGACAAAACAAAAAUCAUAUAUGAAAAUCAGGACUAAAGUUCAAUAUAUAGGUGUAGAGUUGACUCCUCUCAAAGAUUAUGGGGGGAAUGGGAUUUGGGGAAAUCAGGCUGUAUGUUUGCACGGACUUGACUAGAAAAAGGUAGGGUCCAGAAUGAUGUUUCCAGUACAAGCUUGCCUUUUCUGAGAAGUGCACGUUUGACCCAGGUGUGCUGGGAUGAGCAAGAACAGACAAGUGUAUAACGUGUAAUGAAGUCAUGUUAUCCUUCCUUUCGGGGUUUUGCCAUUUCUUAAAAAAA